Molecule: messenger RNA, 2060 nt
Organism: Ostrinia nubilalis (European corn borer)
Lineage: Eukaryota; Metazoa; Arthropoda; Insecta; Lepidoptera; Crambidae
Gene: dah
Product: dystrophin-1
Exons: 11
Coding region: 113-2047 (644 amino acids)
Biological process (GO): synaptic signaling
Cellular component (GO): plasma membrane
Source: RefSeq, a predicted model, not a curated record
UUGAAUAAUUUACGGCAGUUGAAUUAAUUUUAUGUGCUUUCGAAGUUCAUGUUUACUGAAUAAAACUAAUAAUUGUUAAAUUAAAUAAUGAUGAUCUCGUAAAAUAAUUAAAAUGGCUUUAAACAAUUGGAAGAAGGUGGAAAACGAAGUUGGUUAUCCGUGUUAUGUAGAUGAAGCGACAGGCAAGCAGCAGUAUGACCAUCCAGAGUUUCAGAAGAUUAUUCAAUCACUGAAAGAGUAUGAUGACAUAAAAUAUAGUGUUUACAAAAUUGCUUUCAAGAUUACUGCUCUACAAAAACACUUGCGCGUUCCUCCUUUGCGCAUAAGUUCAGGCGUGUUCGCACGUCACCAGCUCAGCCUUUCUGAGAGCAGUUUGUCCCUAGACACUGCGGAAUUAGAAGCUGUGCUAGCCGACAUAUACUUUGCAGCAGAGAAGGAAGGCCUCUUUAGCGGGGAUGUUGACUUGACUGUGGAUUUAUUGAUCAAUUUACUAUUGAAUGUUUAUGACAAAGACAGAAAAGAGCCUGUCAGAGUUCUAGCCGCCAAAACGCUUCUAAUCGUACUGAGUGAGGAGCCAGCGUCCGACAAAUGGGCAGCGCUCGCCAACUGUUCUGCAGACCACAACGGGUGCGUCUCGCCGCGACGGUUGUUCGCGUUGUUGACACAUAUCACUGCGCUGCCAGCGUACCUCGGCUGUGCAGCGGAGAACCUGCAGGCUGACGUGGAUGCCUGCUUUGAUAAGAGCGCUGGCAUGCUCGGUGUCAGCUCCCGAUCAGUGGCGGAGUGGGGCGUGCAACACUGCGCCACAGCGCGCUGGCUGCCGCUUUUACACCGCGUAGUGGUCAGCAGAAACAGCGCUAACGUCAGCGCUACUUGCGCUGCGUGUACGCAGCCUCUUAUACAGGUUCUCAAGUUUAAAUGCUCCAAAUGUCAUGAGGUUUACUUCUGUGAGAAAUGCUACUUGUAUGACAAAGAUCUGACGAGUGUUAGUGGGCACAAGAAGACACAUUUAGUACAUGAAAUCCUGGACGGAGAAAUAAAACCCGCUCAAUGCCUAGGCUUCAUCAAAGGCAUGAAGCGUUUCUUCUUCUGCACCCGGACUAAGAAGAAACAAAUAUCCAAAAAGGGCUCUAAGAAGAGUAUAGAUAAGGUCGAAAAUCACACGUUGCGGCGUAAGAAGGAGGGUAAACCUGCGAUGUUCACGUCAACCGUUGGCAAGGCGUCCGGCAACGGUGGGAAUAAUCCAGCUUCGUUGCUCCAAGAUAUCAUUAAUCAGCUGGAAACGCAGAACAAAGCUUUAAAAGAUCUUUCAAGUCAUCUGAGCAGUAUAUCCAAGGAACCGCAGGAAGACGAGCUCAAGGCAAAGGUUGACGCGCACUGGGCGCAUAUAUCGACUCAAAUUAGCAGGCUGAAGGCGUUACGAGAAAACCUAUCAUCAUCACCGCCUACCCUUCCUCUCGAAUCUCAAAAGACAGAAAAAGUGGAACGUCCUCAAGCGUUCGACCUCUUCAGUCCCAUACCAGUCGUCGAGGAAAAGCAGUCAAAAGUCACCGAGAACAUGAAAAAUCAGCCCCGAGUGUUGAGUCUGGAUUCUGGAAACUUCUCCGUGGCUUCCAAACAGACGGAUCUGCUGACGGUGUCUGGGGAUGCUUUGAAGCCUGUGGUGGUGCAUAAUACGUGCGAUACUAUAUCUACUGUGUCUAUGAAUGAUAUCACGCAUUGGUACAAUGAACAAGAGUCAGUAAUGAAGUCUCAAGCAGCAAGAUUAGACAACAACCAGUCCAUCUCGGCCACGGAGCAGAAAUACGCAGCAGAUAUCCGCAGCGUGGCGUCCAGCAACGACAAGAUGAAGGAACUCAAUGCUGACCUGGAUACUGUUCUGGACCGCCUCCAGCAAAUACUCACUAAUAACUUCGCUAUGGACGAUUCGUGCUUCGACAACACAGCGUUACGUGAGACAGCCACCGAGAUGGAAGGCCUUCUGGGUACAUUAAUACGCGGCGUGGAGCAACGAGCCACGCUCAACGCCACCAAGGGACUCGUGUAGAAAAAAACUAAGG